AUGGCCCCGCAGUUUCCGGCGCCUGGCCUGUCUCGCAGGGAAGUCGUCGAUGGCUCUUUCAGCAACCCGACCUCAACACUACAACGGCGCGACAAGGGCAACUCGAAGCAGAUCCAAAUCAUAGUAAUCGUUCUAGGCAGCGUCGCCCUCGCCAUCCUCUUCAUCAUCAUCCUCCGCCAGUUCUACCAAAGAUACAUCAGUCGCAAGCAUGCCUACCAACAAGCAGGCAACGACGACGACCACCCAAACACCCUCCAAAUCAAUCGCCCCAGCCAAUCCAGCUCCCAAAAUGACCGGUCCACCGAGACCCGCUCGCAAACCACAACCGAGGGCGGCACACCGGGGGUCGAUCGCAACACCUCAGUCCGCAGCGUCAUGACAUUACCCGUGUACCGGUCCAAGGCCAUCGACGGCGAACAGGUGCUCGGGCGGGAGGGCGAGCGGGACGGGAUCGACGUGGUGGUGGAGAUGCGGACGGCGGAGGAGGAGGAAGCGCUGCGGGACGAGGAGAUGGAGGCGCUGUACCAGAUCCGGGCGGCGCGGCGACGACAAAUCGCGGAGCGGGAGGAGCGGCGGCGGCAGCGGCAACAAGCACGCGAGGCGCACGACGUCGUGGCGCUGCGCGACCUGCGCGACCAAACCCGCGGGUCAGCCUCGCGCAACACGUCCGAGAUCGAGGACCUGCGCGGCGAGCACGACCGGAUCCGCGGCACGCGCCAGCGGGCCGUCAGCAGCGUGUCGUACGCCGACGUCGGCAUCGCGCGCGCCGACGGCACCCGCGUGCGCGCCAACAGCACCGAGAGCACCGAGCGCGUCGGCCUGCUCUCGGACACGGCCAGCAUCGCCGCCGACAGCCACAGCCUCUUCCGCCGCCGCGACCGCAGCGCCAGCGCCACCCUCUCCAUCGACACCUCCCUCACCGCCCACGGCCGCCCGGACUCCCCCGCCGCGCUCACCACCGGCGGCAGCAGCGGCGGCGUGUACAGCCUGGCCAGCGCGGGCGGCCGCGCCCGCUCGCGGUCGCGCGCCUCCUCCGCCGCCACCACCCCGCGCAUCCCCACGCCCAGCCCGGGGCGCAGCACCACCCCGCACGCGGGCUCCCCGCCCGAGAUCAUCGAGCCCGAGGACGCCGACAUGGGCGACAUGGCCAUGCCGCCGCCCGGGUACGACGAGGUCAGCCUCGACGACAUCACGCCCAUGCACUCGCGCCGCAACUCGGACGUGUCGCGGCCUGUGAGCCCCUACCCGGAUCCGCCGCCUGAUUAUCCCGGUCCGGGGGAGCGGCGGAAUCAGCGGCUGUCGACGCAUAUGGAGGAUUUGGCGGCGGCGGCGCAGGGUGGUGAGGGGGGGAGGGGAGGGGCGCAGAGGUUGCCGAGUCUGAGGCUGGAUCAGGUGCCGCAGAUUGUGAUUGAGCCGUCGAGUGCGAGGCCUUGA
Chaetomium fimeti is the source of this 1434-nucleotide messenger RNA. RefSeq lists its product as uncharacterized. The record is from RefSeq and is a predicted model, not a curated record. Bases 1 to 1434 code for a protein of 477 amino acids. The transcript has 2 exons. NCBI's taxonomy places the organism in Eukaryota, Fungi, Ascomycota, Sordariomycetes, Sordariales, Chaetomiaceae.